Quercus robur (English oak) is the source of this 5873-nucleotide messenger RNA. RefSeq names its product putative disease resistance protein RGA4. NCBI's taxonomy places the organism in Eukaryota, Viridiplantae, Streptophyta, Magnoliopsida, Fagales, Fagaceae. The coding region runs from base 145 to 3636 and encodes 1163 amino acids. Gene Ontology annotation, molecular function: ADP binding; protein binding. The transcript has 18 exons. Gene Ontology annotation, biological process: defense response to other organism. The record is from RefSeq and is a predicted model, not a curated record.
UAGAAAACCAAUGAUAUCGAUGACAUUCGUCCACAUUAAAACUCGGUCUUCCUUCACUGCAGCAUUACUUUUACUCACACUUUCAUCACUUCUAGCCAGCAUUCAUCUCUCUCUUUAAGCGUUCCUUUCAGCUACUACCAAGAAAUGGCCGAAGCAAUCCUCUUUGGUCUUGCACAGAAAAUGAUUGAAAAUCUGGGCUCUCAGACUUUCCAAGAGAUUGGAUCACUCUGGGGUGUCGAAGGUGAGCUUGAAAAACUCAAGGACACUGUUUCCACAAUCCAAGCUGUACUUCAGGAUGCAGCGGAGCAGCAAAUUCGUAACCAUCAAGUCAAGCACUGGCUCGAAAAGCUCAACGAUGCAGUUUAUGACGCAGAUGACUUGUUGAGUGAGUUCUCAACUGAAGCUACAAGGCAAAGCAUGGUGAGUAAGAACAAAGUUGCAAAAGAGGUACGCACUUGCUUUUCAUGUUCAAACCCACUUGCUUUUCGUUAUAAGAUGAGUCGAAAAAUAAAGGCAAUGAGGCAAAAACUAAAUGCGAUAGCAGAAGACAGGAAAAAGUUUCACCUGAAAGAAUUCCAUGCAGAGACAAAUGAUAUGAGUAGGAAGAGGGAGACUCACUCUUUUGUUCCGGGAGAAGAUGUUAUUGGGAGGGAUGAGGACAAAAAGGCUAUCAUAGACCUCUUAUUCAACUCUAAUGUAGAAGAGAAUGUUUCGGUCAUUCCCAUUGUGGGGAUCGGGGGCCUAGGGAAGACUACACUUGCUAAAUAUGUGUAUAAUGAUGAGAAAGUUCAAAAAUACUUUGAGUUAAAAAUGUGGGCAUGCAUCUCUGAUGUCUUUGAUUUAAAAGUAAUUAUUGAAAAUAUAAUAGCAUCUACUUCUGGUAAUACACCAGUUGGAAACCUUGUAAUAGAUCAGUUGCAAGGUCAACUUCGUGAAAAAAUUGAUAAAAAAAAAUACUUACUUGUAUUAGAUGAUAUAUGGAAUGAAGAUCCUGAAAAUUGGCGUGAAUUGAAAAGUCUUUUAAUGGGUGGUUAUAAAGGCAGUAAGAUUAUAAUAACUACUCGAAUUAAAUUGGUUGCAGAGAUUACACGCACAAUUUCACCAUAUUUUCUCAAAGGUCUGUCUGAAGAACAAUCUUGGGUUUUAUUCAGGCAAGUGGCAUUUAGAAAAUGGCAAGAAACCAACAAUCCUAAACUAAUGACAAUUGGAAGGGAAAUUGUAAACCUGUGUCAAGGGGUACCACUUGCUAUAAAGUCCAUAGGAAAUGUGUUAUACUUCAAGGAAAAAGAGUCUGAAUGGUCAUUCGUGAAGAGUAAUAUAGAAGCAAAUGUAAUUCAAGGGGGUGAAAUUUUUCCAAUUUUAGAGUUGAGCUAUAAUCAUCUCCCAUCACAUUUAAAGAGUUGUUUUGCCUAUUGCUCUUUGUUUCCCAAAGAUUAUGAGAUGGAUAAGGAAACCGUGAUACAACUAUGGAUAGCACAAGGGUUUGUCCAAUCAUCAAACAAAAAUCAACAAUUAGAGGAUGUUGGUGAUGAGUAUUUCAAGGAUUUACUUUGGAGGUCCUUCUUUGAGGAAGUAGAGACUUACAAAGGCUUAAGAUAUAAGAUGCAUGAUUUAAUUCAUGAUCUUGCGGAAGCUGUUGCAGGCAAGGAGUGCAGGCUUGUUAGUUUUGAUGGCAAAAAUAUUAAUGAAAAAAAUCAUCAUGUAUCAUGUCCAUUUCGCAUUGACUCAUCUUUUAUUGAAUCUUUAAGGUUUUUGGUUAAAGCAGUCAAGGCAUGUUCAUUUCUUCUGACAUUUAGUGAGACGUACUCCGGUGCCUUGGAGGAGUCAAUGUUGAAUACAAUUAUUUUGAGUUUCAAGAGCUUGCGUGCGUUAGAUCUACAUGGAUUGGGAAUAGCAAGAGUGCCAAAUUCUAUAGGGAAACUAAUACAUCUAAAGUACCUCGAUCUUUCUUUUAAUAGGGAUAUUAAAACUCUCCCUGAUUCAAUUACUACAUUGUUGAAUUUGCAAGUACUAAAACUUUAUGAUUGUAGAGGUCUUAAAGAAUUACCCAAAAAGUUUAGAGAAUUGGUUAACCUCAAACAUCUUUAUAAUGAUGGUUGUGAUAAUUUGAGUCAUAUGCCUUGUGGAUUAGGGCAAAUGACUUCACUUCAAACAUUACAAUUAUUCAUUGUGAGCACCUCUUCCCACAUUGGUGGAUUAGGCGAAUUGAAGGAGCUAAACAACCUGAGAGGAACAUUAGAGAUCUCACAUUUGGGACGGUUGGAAGAAACUAACUCAGAAUCCAUUGUUGUGAAUUUAAGGGAGAAGCAACAUCUUGAAAAAUUGAUAUUAAAAUGGUAUUAUCAAGAUCAAGUAGAUAAUAAUGAAGAUGAGAAGUUAUUAGAAGACCUUCAGCCACACGAAAAUCUCAAAUAUUUUGAAGUGUAUCAAUACAAGGGUGUGAAAUUUUCAAGUUGGGUCUCUUCUCACACAAAUCUUGUUGAUUUAAGUAUAGAGAGUUGUAAGAGAUGCCGAUAUCUGCCACCAUUGUCUCAUCUCCCCUCUUUAAAAUCUCUAAGGCUUGGCACGAUGAAUGAUUUGGAGUACAUAUCCGAUAAAGAUAUGAGUAAAGGCGUGGCUUCAUCCACGACACUAUCAACAACGUUCUUCCCAUCUUUAAAGUCACUCACAAUAAAGGAAUGUCCUAAUUUGAAGGGAUGGUGGGGGAGAACAGGGAGGGAUUUAGUUGCAACAACAUCUGCGUCAACACCAGAUCAUCAACAAGAUCAGUCUCACAACUCACUGCCUUUAUUUCCUCUUCUUUCUUCUUUGCGGAUUAGUUAUUGCCCUGAAAUGACUUCCAUGCCCCUGUUUCCCAAUCUCGAAGAAUCUCUAUGUUUAUACAAUGUCAGUUUGAAGCCUUUGCAAGAGACAAUGUCAGUUUCCUACUCUUCAUUAUCCUCUUCUUCUCCUCUCUCCAAAUUAAAUGAUAUGACUUUGUUUUCUAUAGAAGAUAUAGAGUCUCUUCCGGCUGAGUGGGCACUACAUUCUCUCAAAGAACUAUAUAUUGAGAAUUGCCCUAGACUAACAUCUAUGUCUGGAGCGGUGCGUAAUCUCACCUCCCUCUGUUUGCUAUCAAUUGUCGAUUGCGAGGAGUUCGAUCCAUUCAGAGACAUGCAUGAUGAUGGCAUGGAAUGGCGAUGCCUCAAUUGUCUCCGUGAUUUAUUUUUCAAAGGUAUUCCGAAACUGAAGUCUCUCCCUGUGGGUCUUCAAUGUAUUUCCACCCUAAAAGAGCUCCGCAUUUCAAACUGUCCAAAUUUAAUGACUUUGCCGGAGCUCACCUCACUUGAAUAUUUUGGGAUUGCAAGAUGUGAGCCUAAUCUGACAUCACUUCUUGAGAUUAGUUGUCUCACUUCUUUACGGUUGCUGCGAAUUAUGGGCUUUCCCAAUUUGAUUACUUUCCCCGAAUCAAUUAGGAAUCCAAUCUCACUUGAAAAGCUUUCCAUUUGGGGAUGUCCCAAUCUCACAACACUACCUGAUGAUGGCUGUCUCAAGUCUUUACAAAAACUACAAAUUGUGGAGUGUCCUCAGUUAGAGGAAAAAUACAAAAAUAAAAUCGAUAAGGAUUUCCCUAAUUUGGAAAUCAGAUGGGAGUGAUGAGACCACACCAGCAAACGGCUCUACUUCGUCUUCUGCAACGGCCACUCCCCUCUUUCACUUGAUUUAAUUGGAAGCACAGAACAAACGGAGGUGUAAGUAUCUGGGCAUGUUCAGAACCUUAGGAACAAGUGCAACAAGUCCAUGGCUUAGAGUAAAAUCUGGCACUUGUUAGAUUUGAUAACAUUCUGGUGAAUGAUCUUUAUUGACAACGACCCUCUAUGAAGCUGUUUUAUAUUCAGGCAGAAAUUGCUAGGGAAUGGUCCAAGACUGCUCGCAUCCUAAAUUGAAUGUAUUUCAGAAGGAUAUUAUGGUUCAAUUUAACUACAGAAUAUGGAAAAGCUUGGAAUAUAUAUAAGAACAGAUUGGAGUUUGUGAUCUCCAAAGCGAGUCGUUGCUGCAAUUAUGUAUGCCUCUAAUGAAAAAAUCAGUGAUCACAACAAGGUGUUAACAGAAAAGUUGUUCCUUUUCAAAAAUGGCUUCAUUAUGUGCGUAGCUGAUUCCUUGGAUAUUUGACGAUUUCUUUGUGAAGCUAUUGAAAAUUUUAAACCUAAACAGGUUUAGUGAAUUUAUCAGUUAUUGAAAUCUGCAUGUAGGAACUUUGAAUUUGGAAACAAACAGUUUUUAGUGAAUUUACUGCAACUACAAGAAGAUAAUGUGAGGUUCACUAGGUUUUGGUGAAGAAGCAUUACAAUCUCUUCCAGGGAAAGUUGGGCAAUAGGAUGUAAAUGAUCUACUCACAGCUAUAGAUCAUGUCAUUGACAAGGGACUCGCUGACAACCCACUUGAUUGGUCAGGCACCAGAAAAGUUUGUUGUUGCUGCUGUGAGGAAUCCUGUUUGUAAUUUUGCAUUGAUGGUUGCAUUUGGAUGAACUGUAGCUUGGUGUUAGCAACAAGAUUACUACCUAUCUUCAGAUAAAGUAAAAUUUCAGGGUGGCCAGUUCUUGGACUUUUUCAGCCACCCUCAGUGAAAACCUAAGCUAACUUUUAUCCUAGUGUAAUUUUUUCAAUAACAAAACAAACUUGUGAUGAUUUUUUUUUUCUUUUUUUCUAAUGUGUUUCAAAUUGUAACUCUAUUACCUAUAUAGUAUAUACAUAACAGUACUUUAAUUACAAGAACUAUCAUGAGAAAUAUUUUAUAGGGAUAAGCAUCUAGCAAAUGCCAAUUACCUAGAAGAAUCAGAUAAUCUGAAGAAAUUUCUUUGGUAAUCUGAUGAUGGGAUUUUUUGCCUGGAUAGUUUCAGGAUUUGAGAAGCUGAUGUAGCUAAGUUCUUCAUGUUGGAGAUGGAGUAUUUGAGGUACGUCCUACCUUGGCUGACACUCAUCUAGGAGGCGAUGAUAUGGACAAGGUUGAAACAAGAGAAAAGAAGAAUAGUUGAUUGGCUUGCUGAAAACUUUAAGAAAGAUGAAGGCAUAGAUCAUCUAAAUGACAAGCAAGCUCUACAACGUCUCACAGAGACUGCUGAGAAAGCAAAGAUGGAGCUGUCAUCUCUGACUCGGACAAAUAUUAAUUUACCUUUCGUUAUCGCCAUUGUGGAUGGCCCAAAACACCUUGACACCAUGCUGACAAGUGCCAAAUUUGACGAGCUGUAUUCAGAUUUGUUAGACAGUCUACUUGCCUCACCGGAUUACAACUGCAAUUAACUUUCUCAUAGGCUUUCCUCCAAAGAUAUAGAUGAAGUUGUUGCUUUUGGGGCUGCCGUUCAGGUGGAUAGGAUGGUUAAAGAAGCUGAAACUUUUGCAAAAGGAAGAUAAGGAAGAGUGGGAUGCCAUAGAUAGAAAGAACCAAGCUGACUCAGUUUUGUACCAAACUAGAAGCAACAAAAAGAGUUGGGAGACAAUGUUCCUAGUUGACAAGGAGAAAGUAGAGGCUAAAGUGAAUGAGGUCAUGGAUGCCAUCCCUGGUGGAUCUACCCAAGCCAUUAAAUAUGCAAUGGCUGUCUUGAAUCAAGAAAUUAUGUAACUGGGGUAGUCAAUGUUGAUGUUGUUGUGUCUUUGAAUUGGAUUGUCUAUUAGCCAUUUUUCAAAUUGAUUCUUUGCAUGGACGACAACUAUUGUUUAGCCUUGAAUUAUGUUAAGAGUUGAAAGGGAACUCUUUGAUAUAGAGUUAUUUGGGUGUAUUGGGGUUUGGGUUUGUGAGAGUGGUUCUACACGACCUUUGUACUCUCCAUAUUUGUUAGUGAAACUUUCUCCUUGUCACCGCCCGUGGAUGUAGGCCAAAGGCCGAACCACGUAAA